AUGCUGCGCUCUUCUGUUGCCACGGGACGCCAGGUGCUACUGUCCUCCGCUCGCCAAAGGACGGCCGCGCAAUGGCUGUCCAGAGCUGGAGCAAGCAGCCGGUUCUCGAAUCAGAGAUUCUUUGCCGAUGCUAGACCCCCUACUACUGGUGCUCCCACUCCUGUUACCCCGUCCUCCGCGUCGCCUGUGCCCCCGGAGGUUGUCAUUCCUAAGCCGGAGCCUACCGAGCAGGGCUCCGAAGUCCCUCCCGUCGUGCCCACUCCAGCUCCCAAGAAGGGUGGACGCUUCGCUUACGGUGGUGGCAUCUUCCUGGCUCUCAAAUUCGACAACUUCCAUGACUUCUUCACCGAAUAUAUCCCCUAUGACUUCUACCGCCGAUUCCCCAACACCCUGAAGAGCCAGAUCACGAUCCCUAGCAAGAGCGGAUUGACCUCGAAGGUUGCCGAGGAAGAGUCAGCUGAGAAGGGCCCCCACAUGAGCUCCGCUCAGAAGGACAAGGGCAGCGAAGCGCAAGUCAAGCCUGCCGCUGCCAAGCCCGAGGAGAAGUCCGCCGCGGUCGAGAAGGCUAAGGAGUCGAAGGCCGCCAAGGAAGAGGCACCUAAGCCGGUCGAGAAGGAGGAACCCAGACAACCUGCUUUGCCCGCAGUGACCCCUCUCGAGUUCGCCAAGGUCAACGAGGGAGAUGAGGCCAUUGUCCAAGAAUUGGUGAAGACUUUCAACGAUAUCAUCACCGUGAUCAGUGCCGACGAGAGUGCCCCGAAGUUCUCCAAGCCUGUUGAGAAGGCCAAGGAGGAGCUCCAGAAGAUCGGCGAUAAGAUUAUCGCUGUCCGGGAAGAGGCGCGCCGUGCUGCCCAGGAGGAGAUUGACCAGGCCCACGCUACCUUCGACGAAUCCGCGCGCGAGCUCAUCCGUCGCUUUGAGGAAGCCCGUGCCACCGACGCUGCUCAGUAUCGCGAAGAAUUCGAGGCCGAGCGUGAGAAGCUUGCUCGCGCUUACCAGGAGAAGAUCCGCACGGAGCUGCAGAGAGCCCAGGAGCUGGCUGAGCAGCGUCUUAAGAACGAGCUGGUCGAGCAAGCCAUUGAGCUUAACCGCAAGUACCUACAUGAAGUGAAGGACCUGGUCGAGCGUGAGCGUGAAGGUCGCCUCAGCAAGCUCAAUGAGUUGACUGCCAAUGUCAGCGAGCUGGAGCAGCUCACCACCGGCUGGAGAGAGGUCAUUGACACCAACCUCAAGACUCAGCAAUUGCAGGUUGCUGUUGACGCUGUCCGCUCGGUCCUUGAGCGCUCUGUGGUUCCUCGCCCGUUCGUGCGCGAGCUUGUUGCCGUGAAGGAGUUGGCCGCUGAAGACCCCGUGGUUGAUGCGGCUAUCGCCUCGAUCAACCCUACCGCCUAUCAGCGUGGUAUUCCCUCCACAUCUCAGAUCAUCGAGCGCUUCCGUCGGGUAGCCGAUGAGGUCCGUAAGGCAAGCCUCUUGCCCGAGGAUGCGGGUAUUGCCAGCCAUGCUGCCAGUUUCGUUCUGAGCAAGGUCAUGUUCAAGAAGGAUGCCGUUGCUGGCAGCGAUGAUGUUGAAAGUGUUCUCUGCCGGACCGAGAGCCUUCUGGAAGAGGGCAACCUUGAUGGUGCCGCCCGUGAGAUGAACAGUCUCAAGGGCUGGGCCAAGAUUCUGAGCAAGGAUUGGCUGGGUGAAGUGCGCCGAGUGUUGGAAGUGAAGCAAGCCCUAGAGGCCGACCCCCCUAUUUACUCCGGCGGGACGGACCACCAAUUCGUCACCCUGGUUCUAAUGUCGCCCAAGACCAAUGAACCGCCCACCGCAUCCCUUCCCACUCCUGGCCCGAAUGACACGUUGUCGGAAACUCGUCAACCUUCGAGCAAUCCUCAUGACGCAACCUUUCGACUAAGAGAGCCGCAGAUGAACGAGGGACGGGCGAGCGGGGAGCUGGAGGGGAGCACGCUAGGCAGUAGCUCUCGCGAUGGAGAUAAGACAAGUCGAGGAGCCCAGCGCCGGACACAUGGCUCCGGUGGAUUCUUUGUCGACUCAUCCUUCCUACCCGGCUCCAAGAGCUUGAAGGGCAGCCAACACCAAUUCCUCCGCCGUUCGGGGUCAAAUCGGAAAGAGAAACGGGAGCCUCCUGAGCCGGGUCCGGAGGUGUCAAAGAAACGAUCGCGAUUUCCGUGGAGUCGUCAGAAGGAACAGAAGCUGGGCUCAACUGCGGCCCAAACGGCUGAAGAUGAGGCUACUGCUUCUUCUUCGCAUGUGGCGGACGAUGAUGCGGCACAACACCAGGAGCAAGCAGAAACGGAGACGCCGGACAACCAGGCUGCCAUGGGCCUGGACAGGGAUUCUUUACAGAUCGUCAAUCUCGCGCUAAAUCUGAGCGAGUCGCGAACACGGAACAGUCUAGGACGUUCGGCUUCCAACCGCUUUCCGGGCAAUCGGAGGAUGGUGUCCGUCGGUCAGCCUGCUGCUCCUUACCCUGACAUUCAACCGAUGGCUUCUGUGGGCGGCCUUCGCCACAGUAGCCCCCGGCAUCGCGAUGCAGUGCACAAGUGGAGCGAUCGCUACAGCAAGCCCACCAUCCCUGAAGGGGUGGCAGGAUUUCCGGCACAUACCCCCUCCUCGGUGCUCAGUCUCCUGCCUCAGUCGAUCGAUUCGGAAACUUUGCCUUCUGGGAUCUCAGAGAGCACUCUUAUCCGGGCUGAGAAGGCCCGGCGUCAUUUUGAGCUACUCUCCGAAUACCUACGGCUUCUUUCGUCGCUUCCGCCUCUAGAGCAUCUCGACCCGUCCGCUACAGACUCGGUAUCAGUUGCGAGUAACAGCGAGCUCUCCGCCAGAAGAUACAAUCCUCUCCAAUGUAUCCGUAACCGGAAAGGAUGGUUUGACACCGAACGGGUACAUGAAUGGGUUGACUCGGUGGAGUCGUUGUACAGCCAUCGCAAUCACAGCGCGGUGGAACGUCUACAACUUCCCUCGUUUCCAAAAUCAAGGAAAUAUGUGCCUUCGGAACAUCAGCUGGAUAUCGAUCAUCUUGCAGCCUCUCCUCCUUCGAGCCUGAGGCGCGCUAGCCGUACUAGCAGUGUCAAAGCCCGCAGGCCGCGAUCGGAUUGGGUCAUUGAUCCGGCAGAAAUGCUUUCCGAUGCUGCGUGGGUUGAAGAUGAUCACAACAAGAGUAAAUUAGUCGACAAGGACGGAAACCUCCUCUAUCCAAACCCGAAUAUACUGAUCGAUGUCGGUAUGGAUGAUGCCAAUCUCAGCUUGGAGGAGAAACUGCAACGUCAUCGACAGUCCAUGGACUCGGAGCAUUACAUUUCCCGUGCAUCUCUAUCCGACGCUCAUCCUAGUCUGACAAGCGGUACACGUGGAAGGCAACGGCACAGGUUUCGGACUUCCGGCCGUAGCACACAUGAUAGCGAUGUCUCCGUCAAAGAUUUGGAGCCCGGAAGUCGCAAGCUUGGCUUGUUUAGUAGCUCUGCGAGCACGUCCAGCGCGGAUGACCGGCUACACCGUUACAUGCACGCUGACAGGACAACUUCUCCUGGAAAGUAUAACCCGCCAACGCUGGGUGCAUUCCAAACCAGGGGCUCUGGGGCGAUUUCUGAAGAUGACAGUCUCACAGGGGUCAGGUAUACCCCGAGCCAUGGCCCACUUCCCCGCCAUAGGACUGGAGGCCGCGCCAGAUCAGAAGGGAAGCGAAGCUCUAUGUCCUCUGUGCCGAGCAUCGAUGAUCGUUACGAUCCUUUGACGAACAUGGCAACUCUCGAUACCAAGUCCUCUGGUGUUCAUUCCCAGUUAGGGUUCUUUCCUAGUAUUGCGAGCAAUCUAUCUCCCCCAUCAAGCCGGUCUCCAUCACCGUCUAAGGGACGGUUUGCGCGGGCCCGUGGCUCGCGUCACGAGCGCAGCAAGAGCAACAUUCGCGCAAAGGACAACGCCGACGAAAAUGUGCCAGACACGGACGGUGUGCGUCAAGAUAGCUUGUCCGAAGCCGCGGGUCGCAUUGGUUUGGAACCCAGUCCCCUUACCUACCAGACCACGUCAUCCACGUACCAGGAUGAGCUUUUCAAGCCUCAAUCUCCGAUGCGGAAGGACACCUCUCAGACAGAGUCAAGGCUACGCGGCAUUCUCAAAGGGCCUGGAAAGAUAGCCGAAAAAGUAGGCAAUGAGAUGUCGAAAGUCGGCGAUCGUAUUAUGAAGAAAGACUCGAUGGCGAUGGCACGCAAGACCUCGCAUUCUAGCCUAAGCAGUUCGGACUCCGAUAAUGCUGAUGAGGCCGAGGAGAUAAAAGGCGAAAAAACGUCAGGCACCAAAUCUCUUCUACGUCGGUUGCCUGCGUUUGCCGAUGAUGGCACUCGGCCUUCGCGCAAGAAUCUGGAAAGAGUCGGUACACACAACCAGGCAUUGCUGUCGCCACAUCUAUUGUCACCUGCUGGACAGGAACAGUUCACUCAACUUCAAAGCUCUGAUUCUACUGAUCUGCCGGGUCACACUACGGACACUAAUAUAUACCACAACAUGGACGGCUCUCAGAGGGACGUUGGGAGUUUCUCCGCUUCCCUUUCAAGCAAUACAAAUGUUCACGCACCACCCACGCGCCUUGAGAAACUGUUCGGUCCCGAAAUACAUACAAUCCGGGAACAAAUCCAAAAAGGCAGGAUCAAAGAUCAAUCUGUACCUUUCAGUCUCACCCGGCCACCUAUGACGGGUCUUGCGCAGGCCAAGGUGGAAGCCUCCCCAGCGUCGCAAAAUAGGCGCCCUGUGUUAGAUGCCCAGUCCAGAAGUUGGAGUAUUUCCAAUCGCAGUCUCUCCACUGCGCUUGUCAGUGGUAUCCCUGGAAAACGCGAGGUUGAACGAACUCGAGCGCUUCUCCUCACCUCGGGAAUUAAGGCUCGGGAGAUCACCCGCCGGGCCGGCACCGUGCGCGAACCACCUCCUGAGUUCCUUCUGCGCACAUAUGGUGAUGCCUCCGUACCCGUGCCACGGGUGACUCGACUCUGCGAGUAUGAUGCCGCGGCGCAGGGACUACUCAAGAGGUUCGAAGAGACCAACCGUGCUUUCCGACAUGCCAUGGACAACUUUUCGGGCUCGGUGUCAUCGCCGCUGAAUGCUCAGCUGAGCAGACUCGAGAAGAUAGUCAAUGAGAGCAUCAGCCCUCGCGUUCAGGCAGCGACUCAAGAUGCCGAAGACCUGAGCAUUCAGCUCAACACCACAAGCACCCUCGCGGCAUGCGCAGGCGUCAUCGCAGGCUGCGCUGGGUCCGACGUAUAG
Molecule: messenger RNA, 5259 nt
Organism: Aspergillus aculeatinus CBS 121060
Lineage: Eukaryota; Fungi; Ascomycota; Eurotiomycetes; Eurotiales; Aspergillaceae
Product: MICOS complex subunit MIC60
Exons: 10
Coding region: 1-5259 (1752 amino acids)
Source: RefSeq, a predicted model, not a curated record